AUGACUCGUCAACCUAUCAAAGAUUAUUUAUCAGAAAAUCCAAAGAAAAUCUUGAUCUUAGACGGCGGCCAAGGUACAGAACUUGAAAAUCGUGGUAUUAAUGUUGCCAAUCCAGUUUGGUCCACUAUUCCAUUCGUUAAUGAUUCCUUUUGGUCUGGUCAAUCUUCUAAAGAUCGUGAAAUUGUUAAACAAAUGUUUAAUGAUUUCCUUGAAGCAGGUGCUGAAAUCUUAAUGACUACCACAUAUCAAACUAGUUUCAAAUCUGUUUCUGAAAAUACAAAUAUUAAAACUCUGAAAGAAUAUGAUGAAUUAUUGACUAGAAUUGUUAACUUCUCAAGAGAUUGCAUAGGUGAAAAUAAAUAUCUAAUUGGUUGUAUUGGUCCUUGGGGUGCACAUAUUUGUUCAGAAUUUACAGGGAAUUACGGUGAACAUCCAGAGUUAAUCGAUUAUUAUGAAUAUUUUAAACCACAAUUGGUCAAUUUUGUUCAAAAUGAUGAUUUGGAUAUCAUUGGAUUUGAAACUAUCCCUAAUGUAUAUGAAUUGAAAACUAUACUAUCUUGGGGUACAGAUAUUUUACCCAAACCAUUCUAUAUUGGACUUUCUGUUCAUGAAAAUGGUGUAUUACGAGAUGGUACCACGAUGAGUCAAGUGGCAGAUAUAAUCAAUUCGCUCAGUGAUAAAUUGAAUCCAAAUUUAGUGCUUUUAGGGAUAAAUUGUGUUAGUUUGGCACAUUCCCCUGAUAUCCUUGAUUCUAUCCAUUCAAACUUACCUGAUUUACCCUUAAUUGUUUAUCCAAAUAGUGGUGAAGUUUAUGACACUGUGAAGAAAAUUUGGUUGCCACCAAAUGAUGAAACUUAUAUGAGUUGGGACGAAGUCGUAGAAAGAUAUUUGAAAGCUGGUGCUCGUAUUAUCGGUGGAUGUUGUAGAACAACUCCAAAUGAUAUUAAGCAAAUAUCUGAUGCUGUUCAUAAAUACUCAAACACUAAAUAA
Messenger RNA from Naumovozyma dairenensis CBS 421, 990 nucleotides. RefSeq names its product homocysteine S-methyltransferase family protein. The transcript has a single exon. Bases 1 to 990 code for a protein of 329 amino acids. The record is from RefSeq and is a predicted model, not a curated record. Lineage: Eukaryota; Fungi; Ascomycota; Saccharomycetes; Saccharomycetales; Saccharomycetaceae.